Sardina pilchardus (European sardine) is the source of this 8282-nucleotide messenger RNA. RefSeq names its product plexin b1a (gene plxnb1a). NCBI's taxonomy places the organism in Eukaryota, Metazoa, Chordata, Actinopteri, Clupeiformes, Clupeidae. Gene Ontology annotation, biological process: axon extension; regulation of cell migration; semaphorin-plexin signaling pathway involved in axon guidance. Gene Ontology annotation, molecular function: semaphorin receptor activity; protein binding. The record is from RefSeq and is a predicted model, not a curated record. The transcript is spliced from 37 exons. Bases 20 to 6490 code for a protein of 2156 amino acids. Gene Ontology annotation, cellular component: semaphorin receptor complex; plasma membrane.
UAUAACAAAUGUGCUCGAGAUGGCCCUUGUAUGUGUCCUGCUUCAGCUCCUCCUGCUUGGUGCCGUUAGUGUCCAGACAGAGCACAGAUAUCCGCGCUUCUCCUCCAAUGACACUGUGUUCGAGCACCUGGCCCUGCACCCCGACCCCUCGGUGGGCACGGUGUACGUGGGCGCUCGCGACCGCCUCUUCCAGCUGGACGGCCUGGACGGCCUGCGCCUGGAGCAGGAGGAGCGCACGGGCCCCGUGAGGGACAGCAAGGACUGCCUGCCGCCCGUCACCGAGGCCCACUGCCCGCACGCCAGCUACGCCAGCAACCACAACAAGCUGCUGCUGGUGGACCCCUACUCCAUGCAGCUCAUCACCUGCGGCAGCGUCCACCAGGGCACCUGCCAGAAGCGUGGCCUGGACUCGGUCCGCCGGGUGCUCUUCUCGGCCGAGCGGCCCGUGGACACGCAGCACGUGGCGGCCAACGACCCGGCCGUGUCCACCGUGGGGCUGGUGGUGCGUCCGCGGCCCGAGGCGCCGCCGGUGCUCUACGUGGGCCGCGGCUACACCAGCAGCCAGCCGCCCAUCUCCACGCGCCACCUCGCCACCGAGCCCGUCUUCUCCUACGAGGAGACGGCCAAGCUCACCGUGGCCGGACGCCAGUCGGAGUACGACCACCACUUCGUGACCACGUUCUCCCGCCGCGGACACGUGUACUUCCUGUUCUACAGGCGGGACCUCAAGGCCACGUCGCGCGAGUACCGGACCUUCGCCGCCCGGGUGUGUCUGGACGACGCUGCCUACUACUCCUACGUGGAGGUGCCCCUGUCGUGCCACUCUGUGACUACAGGGAAAAAUUACAACCUCCUCCAGGCGGCCCAUCUCGGGAGCCCCAGCUCUGGGCAAGAGCUGCUGGUGGGGGUGUUCUCUCCCUGGGUGAGCUCGGCCGUGGGGCCUGGGGACGAGUCGGCUCUCUGCUUCUACCAGCUAGAUCAGCUGGACCAUCAGAUGGACGCCACGCGAGACCUGUGCUACACUCAGACGGGAUUUGAGGGCGGUGCUGAAGUAGCCUACAUAGAGUACGAUGUGAAGUCAAACUGUGCUAAUCUGCCAACGAACACCCUGAAGGCAUAUCCCUGUGGCUCCGACCACACCCCCAGCCCCAUGGCCAGCCGCACGGCGGUGGAGAGCAGGGCACUCUGGGAUAGCCCCACCGCCCGCCUGACCGCCGUGGCCGCCAGCGUCGGAGAGCAGCACACCAUCGCCUUCUUGGGCGACUCCAAGGGAAACGUGCACAAGGUGUUCAUCGACUACGCCACAGGGCAGGCAGAGAGAUAUGCCACCAUCUCCGUCCAGUCCGACUCCCCCAUCAACAGCGAUCUGAUCCUGGACAAGGAGCACAGACACCUCCUCAUCAUGACCAGCAAUGCUGUGGAGAAGCGCCCUGUGUCGGAGUGUGAGAGGCAUUCUGACUGUGAGUCAUGUCUGGCCUCUCAUGAUCCCUAUUGUGGCUGGUGUGUGCUGGAGGGGAGGUGUGGCGUGCGCUCGUCCUGUCGCCGGGGUUCUCUGGUGGGCCAGUGGCUGUGGAGCUUCAGCCCCCAGCAGCAGCGCUGCCUCCGGGUCGCCUCCAUCAGCCCCCUCAACGCCAGCCGCGGAGAGGAGACCAGUAUUGUUUUGGACGUUCCAGGCCUGCCCAGUCUGUCUGAGGAGGAAGCCUACAGGUGUGUUUUUAAGGACACUGAAACUCCCGCAACUGUCCAGGGCACCACGGUGACCUGCCGCUCUCCAGACGCAAGGAGCGUUCCGUCUAUCAGCCAAGGAGAAGACGCGGUCACAGUUCCCCUCUCGCUCCGCUUCCUCAACAUCACAGUUGCCAGCCAAAUGUUUACCUUCUAUGACUGCGGUCUGGUCCAGCAACUGUCCCCCACUAAGCCAUGCACAGGCUGUGUAAGCAGUCGCUGGAGCUGUAACUGGUGCAUUCACCAGCACUUGUGUACACACAAACCAACCUGCAGUGAGGGUGUCAUCAUUUACAAUGAGCAUUUCAAACUCCCAACAUCUGGCCCCACAACUACAAAAGCUGUCGAUAGAUUAGCCUCAACCACGCAAAAUCCCACAAAUCCGACCACAGGAGUUCACUCAGCCACCGAAUCGGGAGCUUCAAACACUGCUGCUUCCGUGACUCUGUCCACCACUCCUGAACCCACGCUGGUACCCACAACGCCGCCUCCCGCUGCUGCCGCCACCACCACGGCCGCUCUGCCACCCAUGCUGAACCAGGCCACCACAGCAGCCAACGCGCCCUCUGCCACCACCCCACUGGCAGGCAGACACACGACAGAGGGCAGGCACGCCGCAGCCGACGUUAGCCUCAACAACAACAGCACUUUGUUGGAGGAAGUUCCGUGGACAGGUUCUCAGAACAAUUCUCUGCAAGAUGUCGGAGAAGAGGAGGAAGCUACAGAUUCAUCGCUAGAAGAGUCUGUUCUGGAUGCAGGAACCACCCAUGUGUCAAGUGUAAUGGAGCUUCCACUCAAUGAAGACAUAAUCCCUCCAUCCGCUGCCCCAGAGGCUGCUCUCACCACUCCCCCGCCUGUUGAGUCUGAUGAGGAGGCCGGGGCGGAGGUCUAUGUGUCAUCUGCCUCGGUCCCCUCUGGGGAUGGGGAGGGGGGGAGCAGCCCGCCCGCCUUCUCCCAGAGCUCAGACAUGGACUACCAGUCUGACUCAGCUGAUUUCUACCUACCGGGGGACGAGGGCUCAUUUGUAAGUGGAGGCUCUUAUGCCUGUCCCUGUGUGGAGAGCAUCCAAGGCUCCUCUCUUCUGCCGGUCAACAUGGACAGGAAGAUUACCCUCACAGGACGCAACCUGCAUCUGUACAAGGAUGACGAGUUGGACUAUGAGUGUGUGCUGACCGUAGAGGGACAGGCUGUCGUGGUGGACGCAUUUGUUGAAGCGGAUGAGGCACAGUCCUCCCGAUUCUUCAUCACCUGCCAACUCCACAAGUAUUCCUACUCAGCUGCUGUGGAGGAGUACAGCGCCCUGGUCUCGGUGAGGCGGAGGAACGCCUUCCAUAUGGACAGUGUCCAGGACCUGCACGUGACGCUGUAUAACUGCUCGGUCGGGCGCUCCGACUGCAGCCGCUGCCACACGGCCGACCCCAAGUACGGCUGCGUGUGGUGCGGCGGCGCUCUCUCCAGCUGCCUCUUCGCCGACUCCUGCGCAGACGAGGUGCAGCAGACAUGCCCGGCACCUGUCAUCCACCUGAUUGAGCCUCUCUCUGGCCCCAUAGAUGGUGGCACCAUCGUCACCAUCUCUGGCUCCAACCUCGGCCAGAGAGCUGAGGACAUCCAGCACUCGGUCACCCUGGCUGGGAUUCAAUGCAAUGUCAUCCCAAGUAGCUACGAGGUCUCAUCGAGGAUCGUGUGCGAGACAACAGCCAGUGGAGGGGAGCGCAGUGGCCAGGCCUCGGUGGAGGUCAGGGACGGAGGAGUCGGCCUCUCAGCACAGCGGUUCCACUUCCAGGAUCCGACGCUGACGGACGUGUUCCCUCAGAGGGGCCCGCUGGCCGGAGGCACCCUGCUCACCAUCACUGGCCACAGCCUGCGCACGGGCAACCUGCGGGACAUCACCGUUCUCAUUGGAGGAGUGCCCUGUGCCAUUUCCUCUGAGGUGCAGGAUGAUCGCAUCGAGUGUGUGAGCGGCAGCAGCAACAGGACUGGGGAGUACGGCGUGGUGGUUCGCUUCAAUAGGGCAGAGCGCCAUCUGCAGGCCGUUCCCUUUCAUUACUGCCCUGAUCCCAAUGUCACACAGGCGGCUCCGUCCAGAAGCUUCCUCAGCGGCGGGCGGAUGAUUCGAGUGUCUGGGCACAACCUGGAUGUAGUUCAGGAGCCACGGAUCCGCGUGACCCUCGUGCCUCUCAAGCCCCAUACGCAGAAGAAGAGGAAGAGGAAGAGGAGGAAGACUGAGAGCAUGGAGGAAAGGGAAAGUAGGCCGCUCAAAAGGUUACGGCGGAUUGUUCCAGAGCCCGGCUGUCCGGAGGGAGUGCUCUGCACGGUGAAACAGUUUGAAGAGCGCUGCACAGUGAACAGCUCCUUCCUGAUCAUGUGUGGGACGCCAGCCGUGGGGGCUGAGGCGCUCCAUGCCCAGGUGAAGGUGGACUUUCUGCUGGACAAUCUCCACUUCAGCUUCGGGGCCGUCAGCGGAGGUGAUGCGUUCAGCUACGAGCAGAACCCCGUCCUCCGACCGCUCAACCAACACGACCCCAGCAAGCCCUAUCGCCACAAACCUGGCAGCAUCAUCUCUGUCGAGGGUGAAAACUUGGACCUGGCCAUUUUCAAAGAGGAGGUGGUGGCUGUCAUCGGAGAGGGUGUUUGUGCCGUCAAAACGCUGACCCGUAACCACCUGUACUGUGAGCCCCCUUCCCAGCAGCCCUCAGUGGUGGCAUUGAAGAGGCGUGAGGGUGCAGAUGUGCUCCCAGAAUUCACAGUCAGAAUGGGGAGCUUAAACUUCUCUCUGGGCCGUGUGCAGUACGACACCCAGAGCCUGUCCACCUUUCCUCUAGAGGCCCAGGUGGGAGUCGGGGUAGGGGCUUCCAUUGUGGCCCUCAUUGUGUUGAUCAUCGUCUUAAUAUACAGGAGGAAGAGCAAACAGGCUCUGAGGGACUAUAAGAAAGUCCAGAUUCAACUGGAGAACUUGGAGACCAGUGUGAGAGACCGCUGCAAGAAGGAGUUCACCGACCUGAUGACAGAGAUGAUGGACAUGUCCAGCGACCUGGUGGGAUCUGGGACCCCGAUCCUGGACUAUCGCACUUACGCUGAGAGGAUCUUCUUCCCUGGCCAUAAGGAGUCGCCGCUCCGGCGAGAUCUGGACGUGCAGGAGUGUCGCCGGGCCACCGUGGAACAGGGCCUGGUGCAGCUGUCCAACCUGCUCAACAGCAAACUGUUCCUCACCAAGUUCAUCCACACGCUGGAGGGCCAGCGGACGUUCUCCCCGCGCGACCGGGCCUACGUGGCCUCCCUGCUGACGGUGGCUCUCCACAGCAAGCUGGAGUACUUCACCGACAUCCUCAAGACCCUGCUCAACGACCUGGUGGAGCAGUACACCGCCAAGAACCCCAAACUCAUGCUCAGGAGGACCGAGUCGGUGGUGGAGAAACUGCUGACAAACUGGAUGUCGAUCUGCCUCUACUCAUUCCUGAGGGACUCAGCGGGGGAGCCUCUGUACAUGAUGUUCAGAGCUAUAAAACACCAGGUGGAUAAGGGCCCUGUGGACGCUGUGACAGGCAAGGCCAAAUACACACUCAAUGACAACCGGCUGCUCCGCGAGGAUGUGGAGUAUCGCACAUUGACCCUAAAUGUCCUGGUGACUGGAGGGGGUGUCAAUGAAACCCAAACGAUGCCCACCAAGGUGCUGGACUGUGACACCAUCACCCAGGUGAAGGAGAAGGUUCUGGAACAGACCUGGAAGGGUCAAUCCUACUCCCUGAGACCCCCGACGGACUCCCUUCACCUGGAAUGGCGGGCAGGGACGGCGGGUCACCUGAUUCUGUCAGAUGAGGACCUCACGUCUGUGGUGCAGGGGACAUGGAAACGACUCAACACUCUACAGCACUACAAGGUCCCUGAUGGAGCCACCGUCACGCUGGUGCCUCGCCACUCCAAGCACAUCCACCAUGACAGCCACGACUACAUGCCUGGAGAGAAGACGCCCAUGCUGGACGAUGGCGACGAGGGGGGCAUGAGGCUGUGGCACUUGGUGAAGGCCAGCGAGGAGCCCGAGCUGCCCAAGCACAGGAGGGGCAGCCUGAGGGAGAGGGAGCGCGAGAGGGCCAAGGCCAUCCCAGAGAUCUACCUCACACGACUGCUCUCCAUGAAGGGGACGCUGCAGAAGUUUGUGGACGAUCUGUUCCAGGUGAUCCUGAGCACCAGUAGGCCCGUGCCCCUGGCCGUCAAAUACUUCUUUGACCUCCUGGACGAGCAGGCUCUUCAGCACAACAUCACUGACCCAGAAACGGUGCACAUCUGGAAGACCAACAGCCUACCCCUAAGAUUCUGGAUCAACAUACUGAAGAACCCACACUUCAUUUUUGAUGUGCACACCUCUGAUAAUGUGGAUGCUGUGCUGUCGGUCAUCGCCCAGACCUUCAUGGACUCAUGCACCAUUGCUGACCACAAGCUGGGCAGGGAUUCCCCCAUUAACAAGUUGCUCUACGCCAGAGACAUCCCGCGCUACAAGCAGAUGGUGGAGAGGUAUUAUGCUGACAUCAGGCAGACGAUUUCAGCCAGUGAUCAGGAAAUGAAUUCUGCGCUUGCAGAGCUGUCAAGGAAUUACUCUGGCGAAGUGAAUUGCCUCGUGGCUUUGCACGAGCUAUACAAGUACAUCAACAAAUAUUAUGAUCAGAUCAUUAGUGCACUGGAAGAGGACCCCAUGGCCCAGAAGAUGCAGCUAGGCUACCGGCUCCAGCAGAUCGCUGCUGCCGUGGAGAACAAAGUCACUGACCUAUGACCCCACACACUGGACACUGUAGCCCGACUCUGAUUGAUUGACAGGUCAGGCAGACUCUGGAUACCUGGCCGAGGCCGCUGGGCCGCUCAAAGGGAAGACUGGCGAGUACUGUAAAUGACCUCCGCAUGAGCUGGAGAUGUUUGUCCAGAGUGCCAUAGGACAGGAAGAGACGGAGAUGGAUGAAGCUGGCAGAGGUAUGAAGGACUGGUCUCCAUCAUCAUCAUCAUCAUCAUCAUCAUCCACCAGAUGAGACUUUAAACCUCGGCAGCGACUCACGAAGGACUUGACAUUGCCACUGUUACAGUAUUCUGGAUUAUGCUGAUUUCUUUGCAAGUUUUCUGUCAUUUUUCUGGCCAUUCCUACUUCACGUCACCCUCGCGUGCACACGUGGCUGCCCCAUGGUUCCUUCCUGAGAGAAUUUUUUUCCUUUAAGAGAGACUUGAUUUGUAUGAGAGGAAUUGAUGAUGCCGACAUCACUUGGUGUUUACCAAGUGCUUGAGUGGGAUUUCAUAUCGGUAUAAACAUAGAAAGAGUCAGUGCAGCUUCAGGUAAAGUAUGAGAGUUGAUGUCCUCUUCUGUUUCCCCUGGCUGUACUCCUUUGUGUCUUACUUCUGUAGUGAUUUGUGAAGUUUUUGAAACCAAGUUUAUUCAUGAGAGUAUAUUGGACUCUUAUGGAAUUGCGUAUUGUAGCUUAGUGGGGUUAGCCUGAGUGGUCCAAAACACAAUGGGUCUUAAAACUUAAAAAUGAAUAGGUGUUAUAAAAUAUAAAAAGAAAAAAGAACAAUUGGAAAGGUGUCCUCUAUUGACCCAAUAUUUUUUCUAUUGCAUACAGUAUGGUUAAUGUAAAUGAUUAAAGCAAAGUGAAGCAAAGUGAAGUUUUUACUCAAUUUAAAACUGGAUCUCAAGAUUAAAACCAAAGAGAGCCAAGAACAGAAAAAAAAAACCACUUUGCAUUUCCCCCAGUGACCACCAGAUGUCAGCUUUCUAAAACUAUUCAUCCAGCAACUGCACUUACUGUAACUUGGUGUUUGGAGAUUAUAAAAAAAAACAUUUUGUGGAAUUACAUGAAACACAGUACUUAAAUACCUAUCAAAAUAAUCAGUGAAUGAUGUUGAUUCAAAAAGACACCACUUCAAAGUAAAUACUGUUCAGGAUGUUUCAGGUUAUAGAAAUCCCUAUGUCUACUGGUUUAAUUGAAAGGAUUUAUACCUGAAUUAAUUCAAUUCCAAAAAUGAAAAUUUUAGCAAUGUCAUUUACUGUCUGAAGUACAUUUAAGGCGCUUUUACUGGAGGUGUCAUGUAAACACAAUUACUUAAAUGACUGAGUCCAUUUUAUUUAUUAAUUUAUUUAUUUUUGACAGUUUGCUGCUGUAACAGCUUAUCAAUUCAAAAUUAAAGACCAAAAGAUGGAGCUUCUGUCAAAAGUGUCAAUGUCUCCUCUCACUCCUGUCCCUGGUUCCCAGUUUUUCCACAAGGAAGGAAUGAAGGAUUGGAAUAUUCCAUGUUUUUCUUUUUUUUUGAUGAAUGCAUGUUUACAAAACUGCAGCAGUCCCAUGCUGAUCAUGAAGAAUGCUUUUCCAUGGCUUUUAAAUAAUGUACACAGUUGCAAGUUUUGGAAGAGUGAUAAUCUAAAUGUGAUUGAAAAUUGUGGAUUGAUGUUGCUGCCCUUCUCAGUGACAUGUCACGUGACAUUGUAAAUAGAGUUGUGUGUAUCACCAUUGCUUUUUGUGGUCGGAUCUCGGAUAAAGAGCGUAGUUCAUGCAAAGCAAACAAUAAAGUCCUCCGAAGGUCAA